AUGUCGGUACCAUACAAGAUCCAGGCCAGCGAGGACCUCCUCGUGGGCGGCAAGGCGGGGGGCAAGGCCAGCGAGAAGAUCCCAGUCAUUGCACGCCCGUUUGUAUCAGACCGGGCGAAGAAGACAUUGGACAUUAUUGAGAAGUUCGUCGAGGAGGAAUGUAUCCCCGCCGAUACCGUAUACGCCCAACAGAUCGGCUCGGGCGUCCAGGAGCGAUUCGCCUCACACCCGGCCGUCAUCGAGGACCUGAAGAAACGAGCAAAGGAGCUGGGACUGUGGAAUAUGUUCUUGCCCAGGAACCACUUCAAGGAGGGCGCGGGCUUCAGCAACUUGGAGUACGGCUUGAUGGCUGAAUACUUGGGCAAGAGCGGUACUGCGUCAGAGGCGUGCAACUGCUCUGCUCCAGAUACUGGCAACAUGGAAGUCCUGGCCAAGUACGGCACACAAGCACACAAGGACCGGUGGCUCAAGCCAUUGCUGGAGGGCAAGAUCCGCAGUGCCUUCCUCAUGACUGAGCCAGACGUCGCUUCCUCAGACGCUACCAACAUCGGCCUGACGAUGCACAAGGAGGGCAACGACUGGAUCUUGAACGGCUCGAAAUGGUGGUCAUCCGGCGCCGGCGACAAGCGUUGCGAGAUCUACAUCGUCAUGGGCAAGUCCGACCCACAGAACAGCAACGUCUACCGCCAACAAUCCGUCAUCCUCGUCCCCCACGACACCCCCGGCAUCACCAUCCACCGCAUGUUGUCCGUCUUCGGCUUCGACGACGCCCCACACGGCCACGGCCACAUCACCUUCAACAACGUCCGCGUCCCCGACAGCAACAUGGUCUUGGGCGCUGGCCGUGGCUUCGAGGUCAUCCAAGGCCGUCUCGGCCCCGGCCGUAUCCACCACGCCAUGCGCAGCGUCGGUGCCGCUGAGCGUGCUCUCGAAUACACCAUCGCCCGCCUCAACGACCCCCGCAAGAAGCCCUUCGGCAAGCUCCUGAGCGAGCACGGCGUGAUGCUGACCCGUGUCGCCGAAGCCCGCUGUGAAAUCGAUGCAGCCCGUCUCACAGUCUGCAACGCGGCCAUCAUGAUCGACACCAAGGACGCCAAGUUCGCGCUCAAGGAAAUCGCCGAAGCCAAGAUCUUCGUGCCCAAGGUGCUCAUGAAGGUCCUCGACGAAGCCAUCCAGGCGUACGGUGGCGCGGGUGUCUCGCAGGAGACGCCGUUGGCCAAGAUGUGGGCAUCGGGCCGCACGAUGCGGAUCGUCGAUGGACCGGAUGAGGUGCAUUUGAUCCAGAUGGGCCGGAACGAGAACAAGCGGGGCAAGUUUUGCUUGGAGAAGAUUGAGUGGCAGAAGGAGAAGGCCAAGGAGAUGGCGAGGGCUUAUGGAUUGGAGGUGAGGGAUGUGCUGCAGUUGGAUAGGCAGCCUAGUAAGUCGAAGUUGUAG
Messenger RNA from Zasmidium cellare ATCC 36951, 1434 nucleotides. RefSeq lists its product as uncharacterized. Lineage: Eukaryota; Fungi; Ascomycota; Dothideomycetes; Mycosphaerellales; Mycosphaerellaceae. Gene Ontology annotation, molecular function: oxidoreductase activity, acting on the CH-CH group of donors; flavin adenine dinucleotide binding. The record is from RefSeq and is a predicted model, not a curated record. The coding region runs from base 1 to 1434 and encodes 477 amino acids. The transcript is spliced from 2 exons.